Molecule: messenger RNA, 3599 nt
Organism: Sclerotinia trifoliorum
Lineage: Eukaryota; Fungi; Ascomycota; Leotiomycetes; Helotiales; Sclerotiniaceae
Source: the annotation of a GenBank genome assembly
CGAGUGUUCAUGUGACUUGAUAAAACCUCACGGUCAUUUCUAUUUGCACUCCUUACGAUUCCUUUUCCCCGCCUUUCCAACCCCGCAAAAUGCAGCCACUCUGCUGUUCCUGGAAACUUGGUUUUCGAUGGCUGCCAAGCGAUAAGGACAAGGACGCCAACACACCAAAAAGGUAAUCUUAGCAAUUUCCUUCUCUCGUUCUCCAUACUCUCCAUGCAGGAGAAAUAAUCGGAAAAAAGCCAAGCAAGAAUCAAGAAGCAGGAAGCGGGAAGCACGUCAUCACCUGUAUACUUUAAACAUUCAAUUGAUCAUCGUUGCUUCCGAGUAAUGAUAUCUAGACCUUCAUUCAACUUCUUCUCUGCUAUAGAUUUAGAAUUGUCUCAUUUAGUCUAAAGCUCAGAUCUACAAAUCUGAAUUUUCAACAUGGCACCUUCCAUUCUUUGCCUCUUAGGAAGCAUAUGGCUAUUCUCUUUAGCUGUACUUGCUGCCACCGACUUUUCCAUCAGUGCCGGACUAUCAACUUGGAAUCAAAGUGAUUGGUCCUUGACUACCACUACAUUCAUUCCAGGUCACUAUCAAUCGCGAUUGUCACUUGCAAAUGGGUACACUGGUGCUUCUCUUGCAGCAGCAGGUAUGGCGGACCAUUUUUGAAUUUGGAAUACAUCAUGCAUAAUAUCAGUACUAAUUCAUAAAUAUUGAGCAGGUCCAUUCUUUGAGAAAGAUGUGAAUCAAACAGAUCCAAAUGGUACAUCGCCUUCCAAUGGAUGGCCAUUGUUCAGUGAUAGAAUUUCGUUUGCCACUAUUUCUGGAUUUUACGACGUAGAAUCUCCGCAAAUACCCCCUCAAGGUACAAAUUAUCCUUGGUUAAAUCAGUAUGGCUGGGAAUCUUUCAUUAGUGGAAUCCCACAUCCCACCGCUAUACUAUUCUCCUUUGGAUCUGAUUUUCUAGAUGCCACGGUUAGCAGUACCUCAAUUACGAACUUUUCUUCCAAGAUUUCAUUUCAGACUGGUUUGGCAGAAUGGGACUAUACAUGGUCGCCAGCUCAGAAUUCUACUUUUAAUGUCUCAUAUGCUGCAUUUUUCAGUAGAGAAAGGCCUAAUGUUGUGGCCGUGAAGGCUACUAUCGUUUCCUCCGCCGACGUUGAUGGGCAGGUUACAGAUUUGCUGGACGGUCGGAGCGCCGUUCGGUCGACUCUAUCAUCCAAAGGAUUAGAUGAUAAUGGAACUACCAUUUAUUCGGCAGUGCACCCUAAUAAUCUUCCGGAUAUCACUGGAUUUGUUAUCUCCGGUGUCAACUUCUCAAACAGCUACACAAACUCUUCGUCGAGAACUAAUGCCAGUGGAACCUACAUAAGCUCUACAAACGAUAUAACUAUCGGUCAAUCUUUCGACAUCAACUUAAAAGCUGGAGAAAUUGCUAGCUUUUAUAAAUUUGUUGGAAUUGCCUCAACAGACAAAUUUUCGAACCCUGAAAGUGUAGCUCGAGAAGCUCAAAGGUCAGCACAAGAUGCCGGAUGGGAUUACCUUUUAGCGGAACAUGUUGCCGCUUGGGCCAAAAUUUUGACACCAGAUUCCGUGGAUGACUUUACGGAUCCAGUCACCGGGGAGUUACCAGAGGAUCCCAAUGUUCAAGCGCUUCAUAUCGCUUCAGUUGCAAACACCUACUAUCUCCUCCAGAAUCUACAACCCGAGGGCAGCGGGUUGAAUGACAACAGUAUUUCCGUCGGAGGACUAUAUUCUGAUUCAUAUGCUGGAUUAGUUUUCUGGGAUGCUGAUUAUUGGAUGGCACCUGGUCUCAAUCUGGCAUUUCCAGAAUGGAGCAAGCAAAUCAGCAAUUUCCGCGUCAAGCAGCAUAAUCAAUCCUUAGCGAAUGCAGCAUUCAACAACUAUCCAAAUGGAAGCUCACUUUACUCCUGGACAAGUGGGAGAUAUGGAAACUGUACCGGCACGGGUCCUUGUGUAGAUUACCAAUAUCAUCUCAAUUAUGAUAUUUCAUUCAACUUAAUACAGGAAUACAACAUCACAAACAACAAGACUUGGUUCAAUAAUGGACCUAGACAGAUUAUAGAGAGUACAGCCAUUAUGACAGAGCAUUUACUAGAAUUCAACGAAACGACACAAACAUACUGGGUUCACAAUAUGACGGAUCCAGAUGAGUAUGCCAACAACAUAGACAAUGGAGCAUUUACGAUGGCCUCGGCUGCAACUUUAUUGGAAUUAGUAAACAGUUUGAGAAUUUCUGAGGGUUUGGAGGUCAAUUCAACAUGGCAACAGCAGCAACAGAAUAUCGAAUUUCCAUCUGCACCUUCUAAUAUCACGUUGGAGUAUCAAACAAUGAACAAUAGUGCAGCGGUCAAACAAGCUGAUGUCGUUUUGUUGAAUUACCCCUUGGAUUUCAAUCAGAAUUAUACGGAGGCGGAUAAACUUCUGGAUUUAGAUUAUGUAAGUCUCCCUCAUUUUAUGAAUAUCCACUGAACUAACAAAUCAAAGUAUGCAAAUAGACAAUCACCCGAUGGACCUGCCAUGACUUAUUCUAUCUUCGCUGUUGGCGCAAACGCUUUGUCUCCAUCCGGAUGUUCCGCAUAUACAUACACUCUAAAUGGUUUCCUCCCAUACCUUCGAGGACCAUGGUAUCAAUUUUCUGAGCAAGUCAUUGAUAAUGUUACACUGAAUGGAGGCACAAAUCCAGCAUUCCCAUUCUUGACUGGUCAUGGAGGAGCUGACCAAAUUGUACCAUUCGGCUAUCUGGGCAUUCGAACAGAUCAACCAAGUCUAUUUCUCAACCCUUCACUUCCCCCUCAAAUUUCCCACAUCAAAGUUCGCACUUUCCACUAUGCAGGGGCAACUCUUUCAGCAACCAUGAAUACCACACAUACAAACGUUACCCGUUUUCCCUCCAUAACUCUGAACGAUCUCUACCAAAACACCACUCUCCCUUUCGUAGUCGGAAUUCCAGGUCCCGACACCUCAAACACAACAUCCUACAAUAUCGCUAUAAACCAAACACUCACCAUUCCAAACCGUCUCUACUUCCAAAACUUAACGAUCAACAAUAAUCUCCUUCAAUGUUUGCCCGUUACAUCCAAUGAUACAUUUUCGGCGGGUCAAUUCCCCGUCGCAGCAAUCGACGGCGCAUCAUCAACCUCCUGGCAACCCUCUACAAACGAAUCUUCCUCCCUCCUCAUAAACACCACUUCUAUCCCUCCCUCGCCUGUCCGAAACAUCUACUUUAACUGGGGCCUCCGACCACCUCUCCGCGCCUCCAUCAUCUUCGGCAACGAAACCACAGGCGAAGGACAAAUUUAUGGCAAUGAAUGGACCAUUAAUAUUGAAGAUAUUUUCCCGAGUUUGCCUUAUACAACGAGUGAGAGUAAUGGUAAUGUGACACAAACCCAAACUGCAAAUACGGAAAAUGUAGUUCCGGUUGUGGGGAAUGAAACGAGAUUGGUGGUUGAUGGUGGCGCUUGGAGUGGGAAUUUUGUUAGGUUGGUUGUGGAGGGAUGUUGGGAGGAGGAUAGAGUGGGAGCGACAGUGGGGGAGUUUGUUGUUAUUGGUGAUAGGGGAGUGUAGGUUAGUGGGUGAGAUACUUUAAUAAAUAA